UUGAGUCAGCAAACGCAAUGGCAGAGUAGAAACUUCGAAUCAGUAUUUAAGCGAACUCAAGCAUACUCAUGCAGGCGCGAGGUUUCUACACACGGCCAUGCAAACCGUCCUAUUCCUAAUAUAGGCUGGACAAACCUUCGGUAGAGUUAUGUGGGCGGGCCAUUUGCGUUAUCUAUUGCGAGGCAUGUUUUUUUUAUUCGGAGCCCACACAACCGUACUCUUGGAAGCCUUUGCCGCUAGUUCCUCUGGAAGGGAUGCGCUACUGCCCACUGGGUCACGUGCCCCAAGUAUCCGAGUCUCGCCAUGCAAUUUUGCCUAUUGCGGUGCGGACGCCAUGAAAAGCUAAUAUGCCAUAUUGAAACUGUGAACGAAGCAGGA
Metschnikowia bicuspidata var. bicuspidata NRRL YB-4993 is the source of this 378-nucleotide messenger RNA. RefSeq lists its product as uncharacterized. Bases 149 to 346 code for a protein of 65 amino acids. NCBI's taxonomy places the organism in Eukaryota, Fungi, Ascomycota, Pichiomycetes, Serinales, Metschnikowiaceae. The transcript has a single exon. The record is from RefSeq and is a predicted model, not a curated record.